AUGAAGACUUCAGUCGGGGCCUUGGUCCUUGUAUGGACUCAGUCUUUAUGUGCCCAACAUGAAGGCGAUGCUGAUACAAGCAUGGCCACAUUAAAUGCAAUUGCCACUACCACUACAGCCAAGACCUCCUCCGCAUCGGGUUCCGUUCAGACAAUCAACGUUGGCAAGUCAGGUCUGGAAUUCUCUCCAUAUACUCUCAAUGUUGCUGCUGGAGACAAAGUGGAGUUCCACUUCUUCCCAGGGGAUCACUCAGUGACCCAAGCCUCCUCUGAUAAUCCCUGUCACCCAUUGAGUGGCAGCAGCUUCUCCAGUGGGUUCGUCACGGGAAGCAGUAAUGGAUCGCCCCCGGUCUUCGCCUUGAUCGUCAAUAACACGAAAUUCAUUUGGUUCUUCUGCGGUCAAGUCGGACAUUGUCAGGCUGGAAUGGUCGGCGUAAUCAACCCCGAGUAG
Molecule: messenger RNA, 450 nt
Organism: Penicillium maclennaniae
Lineage: Eukaryota; Fungi; Ascomycota; Eurotiomycetes; Eurotiales; Aspergillaceae
Product: cupredoxin domain-containing protein
Exons: 2
Coding region: 1-450 (149 amino acids)
Source: RefSeq, a predicted model, not a curated record